ACUUCGACAGAGUUCGGUUCUCGGUCAUGGCAUGCUGUUCUCUGGGCCGUCAGUUCAUGCACAUUGCUUUUGGUUGUCGGUCAGAAUUACUCCGGCCUGUUCGAUGGGUUUUCGCAAAUCGAAUAUUAAUUAUUUGCUCCGUUUUUAAUUGGCUGACCGCGAAUUUUACCGAUUCGACCCCCACGAAACCUGUGAACCCGCUCCGAUAUUUCGUCGAUUUUUAUUUUUUCGUUGCAGUGAUGUGUUUUGUGUGGUAAUUUUUUAUUUAGUUAUGCUUUUUUUUUGCGGCCGUGAUGGUUUGUGAUCCCUGAAAACUUGUGGAAAUUGGACGAGCCGGAUUUUCCGCUGUGUGAUGUUUUUCGCAAAGAGACCGAGUGCUAUGGAAUUUUUAUUUAAUGUGAGCUUUAUUGGACCACCUUCAUGUUGCUGAGAUCUUUUCAAUUGGCGCACGUGAUGUGGCCGGCAUGGGGCCAUCCCGCCGAGGCGGCGGCGGCGGCGAGCCCCCUGCCUCUCGUCCUCCGGUGCCUGGCGCAAGCACUCGCCACCGGCUUCCACCGCUUCCUAGCAAGAUUUUCAGGUCGAAGACGAUCACUAUAUCGAUACAACCCGAAAUAUCCGCCACCUUGGGCCUUCCUAGUUUUAGUAUUAGCGUCUUCUUUCUUUAGUAUAGUCGAUGCGUGUUCGUCACGCACCACGCCGAAACCGAGGCCUCCAGCACCUACUGCACGGCCUAACAUCACAUUCCACACGUACGAAUGUCCGCCGGCGUACGCGGCCUGGUACUGCCUUAACGGAGCAACGUGCUUUACCGUCAAAAUUGGCGAUUCCCUCCUAUACAAUUGCGAGUGUGCAGAAGGUUAUAUGGGUCCUAGAUGUGAAUAUAAGGAUUUAGACGGUUCAUAUUUACCGUCACAACGAAGGUUCAUGUUGGAAACGGCGAGUAUAGCCGGUGGAGCAACGAUAGCGGUUUUUUUAGUGGUGAUAGUGUGCGUCGUUGUGUAUCUGCAGUAUAAACGCUAUAAUAAAAUGAGUCGUGCAACAACGGACUGCGUGGACGGACACAGCACCCCUUUGAACACGCCGACGUUCGGCACCCGAUGGCGGACGAAUCCGCCGGCGGAUAUCCCGGUGGCGGUGCAAGAAGCGGGCGAUUCGAAGGAGGUCAGUUGGAACGUGAUCAGGUCGCAACGAUACACGCUUCCAAUCAAUCGCGAUUUGUGUAGUGCAUAGCUAGCAAACUACUAUUCAAAUUAACAGUGAUGUCGGCUUUAAUUGUGUUAUAGAAUUAUGAGAAGUCACGGACUAAAUCUAUGCCUUUGUAUAAAAACAAAUACAGAAGUGAGUAGCACUUGUUAUACGCAAUUUUGCUAUCAAUUCGUUUUUCUGCAUCUUGGUUAUUUAUUAUUGUCAAUACUUUGACAGGAAAUUUACAGUUUGGAAUUAAUGUUGAUCUAACAUUUUGUGAAAUUUUGUUACGUUCAUUUGUCCGAAUGCAACAUUUUGGAUUGUUUAUCGAUUUUUGCUAGCUAUGACUUUGGCAUUCUCGCAGUGAGCAGAACUGUAUUAAAACAGUGUAUUUGUACAGCAAGUCUGAUAUAUGUAAGUCUGAACUUUAAGUUAUUAAGUUAUUUAAAUGAAUUAUAUGUAUAUAGGUACCUCUCUGAGGUAUUUUAAUUAAAACAAAUUGUAUAAUACACAGUUACGUAUGUUUUUGAACUAUUUGUGCAGAUUGAAUGGUUUUUAAAUUAUUAUCCUUUUUUUAGUUUGUUGAAAUAUUACAUUCCCGGAUGUAUUCGUUUAUUCAAAACCUCGCUAACAAAUGUUGUUAUUGUUAAAUUGUUGAUUUAAUAAGUAAUUUUUAUAACUGAUUUAUUGAUAGGUGUGUAUAAGAAGAAGAUACUUCUGAGUAUGUUGGUGGGAUUUGAACAGUGAUUAGUCGAAAUAGCAUAGCAAUAAGUACCUACACCAAACGUACAUCAAAUAAAUAUUUUUCGUAAAUUUUUACGUACACGCUAUCAAUAACUUAUAACACCGAUAAACGAGACGAAUUUUUGUUGUAUAAAUGUAGAUAUACAGUAACUUUAUUCCAAUAACGAAUGCUCGAUCAUUCGCAAUUAUUGGCAAUAAUAUGAAAUGUAAUUUAGUAAUUUAAAUAUUUAUUAUAAGCACUUGGUUCCUAACUUAUUGAAGUAAAUAAACUUUUGUAUUAUUUUAGAAGACGCGUUCCUAUACCAAAACUACAAAUAUCUUUAACCCAAUUGUAUUAUUUUAAAUUAUUCAAGUCUUCUAACAUAAUAUAUAUACCUAUUUAUUUAAUUCCCUGCCGAUAUUUGUGAUUUUGGUAUUAGGCCAAAUAUACGUUUGCCAGUUGUUUAUGCCGUAAAUUGAUUAAUUUACGUCCCCAAACCAAAGCCCAAGUGUAUCUUUUGUGCAGCUCAAACGACACAAUCGCAUUACCACUUUUUGUUCAUGAUAUUAUUUAUGCUUCUCUUAGAUUGAUACGUUUUGUUUGAGCUACACAAAAUAUAUCAAACAACAAGUAUUAAUAUCAUUAAUAUAUUAAUAGUUAUAUUUUCUUCUUUCUGUAAGCGCUCAUUUUCUACGCCGCCCACUCUCGGUGUCGUUUUAAUUUGGCCUCAUUUUUUAAGUCUUUUGUCUAAAUACUUGUAUAUAAUUUUGAAAAAUGUUAGAAUACUGAUUUGUUUAUUUUCACAUAAUAUGUAAUGAACUUAAAAACAAUAAUAAGAAAAUAUUAUGCUAAUAAUUCUUUUUCAUCCCGACACAAAACAUCAUAAAUUCAAUAUUAAACAUUGUUUAUUUCCAAUCAACUAUUUAAAACAAUCAUUGACCUUUUUAAAUUCUCACGUUUUUUACGUUUUUUAUCGCCUUUCUUCUUCUCUAAAGUAGCGUCUCUGAACAACUGAACUCCUUCAGCCGCUUCAAUUUCCCUCUGAAUGAACUGCAUACCAUACAAAUUAUAGCCAACA
Messenger RNA from Tribolium madens (black flour beetle), 2987 nucleotides. Its product is annotated as protransforming growth factor alpha-like. The transcript has 6 exons. The record is from RefSeq and is a predicted model, not a curated record. Gene Ontology annotation, biological process: epidermal growth factor receptor signaling pathway. Bases 421 to 1230 code for a protein of 269 amino acids. NCBI's taxonomy places the organism in Eukaryota, Metazoa, Arthropoda, Insecta, Coleoptera, Tenebrionidae. Gene Ontology annotation, molecular function: epidermal growth factor receptor binding; receptor ligand activity.